GAAAUAUACUUAUUUCAAAGACCUGAAAUUUUUAAGAAAUUAUAACAUUAAAAAGUACUUGGGGAAAAUAUUUUAUUUGACUCCCAAGAGCAGAAGUAAAAAAUUUCUCUGACCAUCUUCUUGUAGCAAGAGAAGAUGACAGUGAAAAAAAUUGCCAUAGUUGGAGCUGGGGUCAGUGGACUAGGUGCCAUAAAGAGCUGUCUGGAAGAAGGUUUGGAACCUACUUGCUUUGAAAGAAGCUUUGACAUAGGAGGAAUCUGGAAAUAUGAAGAAAAAUCAGAAACUGGAAAGCCGAGUAUCUACCAAUCUGUGACCACUAACACCUCUAAGGAGAUGACAUCUUAUAGUGAUUACCCAUUUCCUGACCUUUUUCCCAACUUUUUGCACAAUUCCAAAAUCAUGGAUUAUGUUAGGAUGUAUGCCAAGCAUUUUGACCUCCUGAAAUAUAUUCACUUCUCGUCAAAGGUGAUUAGUAUAAAGAAGCGCUCUGAUUUCUCUUCCAAUGGCCAGUGGAAUGUUGUGGUAGAGACUGAUGGGAAACAGGAAUCCUAUGUCUUUGAUGGAAUCAUGGUUUGCAGUGGUCAUUAUAGUGACCCCUAUUUGCCACUGGAGUGUUUUCCAGGUAUCAAGAAAUUUACAGGCCUCUAUUUUCACAGUCAUGAGUAUAAGAAUCCAGAGAAAUUUAAGGGGAAGAGAAUCCUUGUAGUUGGCAUUGGAAAUACUGGAGCAGAUGUGGCCAGUGAGCUCAGUCAUGUAGCUAAACAGGUAUUCCUCAGCACAAGACGAGGAUCAUGGAUAUUGAGUCGUGUUUGGGAUAAUGGGAAGCCCCUAGAUAUUGUACUGUUCACAUGCUUUAAGAAUAUCCUCAAAAAAAUGUUAGGCAACUCCAUUAUCAACAGAUGGGCAGAGAACAAAUUAAAUGCAAGGUUUGACCAUGCCACAUACGGUCUGCAGCCUUAUCAUAGUUUCCUAAGUCAUCAACCAACUUUCAGUAAUGACUUGCCUGGCCAUAUUAUUGCUGGAAGAUUACUAGUAAAAGCAAAUGUGAAAGAAUUUACUAAAACAACUGCUGUUUUUGAGGAUGGUACUGAAGAAUAUAUUGAUGUUGUUAUCUUUGCCACUGGAUACACCUUCUCUUUUCCUUUCUUGGAUAAUAAUUCAGCAGUGUUGGACAGCGAGUACUCCCUAUUUAAAUACGUCUUCCCUCCUCAACUGGAAAAACCAACACUGGCAUUCAUUGGUAUUAUCCAAACAGUAGGAGCUACUAUUCCAACAUCAGAAAUCCAAAGUCGAUGGGCUACCCGUGUGUUCAAAGGACUGAACAAAUUACCUUCAGUGAGUGACAUGAUGGCUGAAAUCAAACAGAUGAAAAAUGAGCUGGAAAAACAGUUUGUGAUAAGUCUUCGUGAUACACGGCGGGUUCAGUACAUUGACUACAUGGAUGAAAUUGCCUUGGAAAUAGGAGUAAAACCCAAACUUCUUUCUCUCUUCUUCUGGGAUCCAAAGUUGGCCUUAAACAUUUUCUUUGGUCCUUGUACUCCAUACCAGUACCGCUUGCAAGGACCUGGGAAAUGGGCAGGGGCCAGGGCAACCAUUUUGACUCAAAGAGAACGCAUCAUCAAACCCUUAAGAACUCAAAUUGUCAGCAAUAACCAACUUCCAUCCUCUGUCCCAUUUUGUCUUCUAGGUGCCAGUGUGGCCCUUCUCUUUGUUUUUAUCUUAGUAUUCUUUUAAGGAUAUUUCUUUUCAUCAUUUCAAUCAUAUAGGCCAACAGAUUGGUUAAGGGACAAAUGGGACACCAUUGGGCUUUUGCUUCAUUAGGCACUAGAGCAGUUAGUCAUUUAUCAACAUAUAUUUCUCAUGCACAUUUGGCUCACAAAUCACAGAUUUCAAAUUAAGACCAACUUUAACUGUGUAGCCCUCUGGGGACUGAAAAGUUAUUACCCUGGUUCCAUAUCAUUCAUGAAGCUCAGUAGAAUAAAUAAUCAAACAUACCUUAUAUAGUCAAAAUGAUUAAUCCUUGACUUUAUUGCCAUUUUAAGAUGUGUAUAGAUA
Messenger RNA from Monodelphis domestica (gray short-tailed opossum), 2055 nucleotides. RefSeq names its product flavin-containing monooxygenase 5-like. NCBI's taxonomy places the organism in Eukaryota, Metazoa, Chordata, Mammalia, Didelphimorphia, Didelphidae. The record is from RefSeq and is a predicted model, not a curated record. Gene Ontology annotation, molecular function: flavin adenine dinucleotide binding; NADP binding; N,N-dimethylaniline monooxygenase activity.